This is a messenger RNA of Rotaria sordida, 777 nucleotides long. Lineage: Eukaryota; Metazoa; Rotifera; Eurotatoria; Philodinida; Philodinidae. The record is from the annotation of a GenBank genome assembly.
AUGACAACAUGUGCAAUCCAAUAUUCCGAUGAUGGAGUUGUGUUGCAUAUAAAAGAUCAAGUUGCAAUAGAAUAUAUGGAUAUUGCUAUCACUUUAGGUCAAUUUUUAAUUUCUGAAGUAACCGAAGAUAUGAUUUCGGGAAUUCAGGUAAAACUUGAAAGUUCUCUGGAAAGACUUGAGCGAGCUGGUUAUCCUAUCGAUCGAUUACGCAUCAAUCCACCGCAGCCAACAAGUGCUCUAAUGGAACCUCAAACUCUAUCGGAGACGAUUGUUCAACAGGAUAAAAGUGAUUCAGAUGCUAAAGAUAACAUAAAUUCAGAAAAUCCUGCUUUCAAACGCAUUGGAAAAGACAAACCGAAUCCUAGUAUAGUUCCAAGUUUCAGUAGCUAUGAAAAGCCUAAUUGUACAAGUGAUUCUAUGUUAGCCGAUACAGACUAUGAUUUGAUUACGCCUAGUACUAUUGAAGAUACUGUUUUACUAGUUCUUCAACCCUAUAAUAACACUCGAAUCGGGUUUCAUUAUAAUUGUUCACUUUUUUUUAAUGUACGUUAUUUUGAACAUACAUUCGCUGAAAAACUUGAUCUACAAGGUAACAACGCUGCUAAUAAGAUAUCAAAUAUGCACAUUAUUAAUUUUUACUUUAUGAAAUCAUGUCAUUUACUUGUUCAUAAUGUGCAUGUUAAUCAUGAUACUAAAUUUAUUCGUACAUUUGAAGAUACUGUAAUCAAGUUUUUACCAGCUAAAGAUGCAUUUCUUGAACUUUUCAAAUUUUCGUAG